Microdochium trichocladiopsis is the source of this 1685-nucleotide messenger RNA. RefSeq names its product WD40-repeat-containing domain protein. The transcript has a single exon. The coding region runs from base 75 to 1625 and encodes 516 amino acids. Gene Ontology annotation, molecular function: protein binding. NCBI's taxonomy places the organism in Eukaryota, Fungi, Ascomycota, Sordariomycetes, Xylariales, Microdochiaceae. The record is from RefSeq and is a predicted model, not a curated record.
GCUCCUUGUAGCCUCGACUUUUCAUAUCGUUGCACUACGGAAUCCUACCAAAUCACUCGCACAACACGGCAAACAUGGCCAAGAGGAAGAGAAACGAGCAGGCCAACGGGUCAAAGUCCGGCGUUACAGCGCCCACCAAGAAAUCCAAGGCAUCGGCAGCUGCAUCGCUGGCGCCGCCCCCGAGCAGGUCGCCCUACACGGUCCAAGUAGUUACGGGCUCCUACGAUCGCAUCCUCCACGGAUUUACCGUCGCCCUGGACGGCGACCGCGCCGAGUUCGCCGACACAUUCCUUUUCAACGCGCACAGCUCGGCGAUCCGGUGCCUCGCGCUGUCGCCCGCCUCGAAGCCGGAGCCGGGCAAGGCGCAAAAGGUGAUGCUUGCGUCGGGCAGCAGCGACGAGCGGAUCAACGUGUACAACAUCUCGGCGCACCCGCCGUCUGCGACGAGGCAGAAGGAGGACGACGUGUUGUCGCGCCUCGCGCCGCGAAAGAUCCUCGAGAACCCCAAGAACCGCGAGGUCGGCACGCUGCUGCACCACGCGUCGACCGUCACCAGGCUCGCCUUCCCCUCCAAGUCGAAGCUCAUGUCGGCGUCCGAGGACUCGACCAUUGCCGUGACCCGCACCAGGGACAUGGCGCUGCUGUCGAGCCUCAAGGCGCCCAUACCCAAGCCCUACGGCCGGCCGAGCGGCGACACCGCCGCCCUGGGCGCGACCCCGUCUGGGGUCAAUGACUUCGCGGUGCACCCGACGGGCAAGCUCAUGAUCAGCCUGAGCAAAGGCGAGAAGUGCAUGAGGCUGUGGAACCUGACCACGGGCAAGAAGGGAGGCGUGCUCAACUUUGGGAGGGAGAUGCUGCAGGAAGUCGGCGAGGGUCGCCACUCGUCGGGCGAAGGGAGGGCAAUCACAUGGAGCCAUGCGGGCGACGAGUUUUGCGUGAGCUUCGACCGCAACGUGCUCGUGUUCCCCCUGGCGCCUGGAGAAGACGGAGGUAUCCAGCCAAAGUGCAAGGUCAUGGCCGACUCGCGGACAAAGGUACAUGCGCUGGCAUACCUGACACCGUCAGGAGGGGAGGAGAGCAGCAGGGACACGGAUGCGGACGCCGCCGGCAGCAAUGCGGAGGAUUCACUGCUGGCCGUGUCUACGGAAGACGGCAGGAUCCUGUUCUUCUCUACGGCAGACGAGGACCUGGUUCAGAGCAAGGCGGAAGCCGACUCGAGAAAGGGCGGCUCCCCGCUGCCCAGCGCCAAGUGCAUUGGCCAAGUCGGCGGCAAGGAGAUGGGUGUUGCGGGACGCAUCAAGGACUUUACGAUACUACGGGCGCCUUCAGGCACGGAUGAGAACAAGGGAGACUUUGUGAUUGCAGCGGGCAGCAGCGAUGGCAAGGUGCGGAUAUUCUGCGUAGCGGUUUCGGAACUGGUGAAGGCCAGGAAAAGCAAGGACGACGACGGGAGCAAGCAGCGGCAGCUGGGCAAGCUGCUCGGUGCCUACGAGACACAGAACAGGAUCACCUGCCUCGAGGCCUUUGUCAUGAUUCCCCGUCCAGAUGGUGUCGAGGACAGCGAGGACGAGUUUGAGGAUGUGUCGGAGGAUAACGACGACGACGAUGAAGCAGCGGAGGAGUAGAAUGAUGUUAAUAGCGAACAAAUGCACAUGGUCUGCACAUGCCACCUUUCAUAACUACAG